Molecule: messenger RNA, 1260 nt
Organism: Oreochromis aureus
Lineage: Eukaryota; Metazoa; Chordata; Actinopteri; Cichliformes; Cichlidae
Product: DLA class I histocompatibility antigen, A9/A9 alpha chain-like
Exons: 7
Coding region: 7-1014 (335 amino acids)
Biological process (GO): immune response
Cellular component (GO): external side of plasma membrane
Source: RefSeq, a predicted model, not a curated record
GUCACCAUGAAACUGUUUAUUUUUCUGUUUCUCCUGGAAAUACACGGCACGGUGGGACCGACUCACUCUCUGAGAUAUUUCUACUCUUCUUCCUCUGGAGUCUCAAACUUUCCAGAGUUUGUAGCUGUUGGUUUGGUUGAUGAUGUUCAGAUGAUUCACUAUGACAGCAACACACAGAAAGCAGAGUUUAAGCAGCAGUGGAUGGAGAAAGCUGCAGAAGAUGAUCCAGAGUACUCAGCACGCCAGACUAACAGGCUCAUGAACACCCAGCAGGUCUUUAAAGGCAACAUCGACAUUUUGAAGCAACGGUUCAACCAAACUGGAGGUGUUCACAUUAACCAGCUGAUGUACGGCUGUGAAUGGGACGAUGAAACAGCUGAAGUUAACGGAUAUCAUCAGUAUGGAGAAGACUUCAUAUUAUUUGACCUGAGGACAGAGUCAUGGAUCGCUCCAGUAACACAGGCUGUAAUCACCAAACUCGAGUGGGACAGUGACAGAUCUGUUUCAGGUGAUCUGAGGAACUAUCACACCCAGCUUUGUCCUGAGUGGCUGAAGAAGUACGUGAACUAUGGGAGGAGCUCUCUGAUGAGGACAGAGCUUCCAUCAGUCUCUCUCCUCCAGAAGUCUUCCUCCUCUCCAGUCAGCUGCCACGCUACAGGUUUCUAUCCUAACAGAGCCGACAUGGUCUGGAGGAAAGAUGGAGAGGAGCUUCAUGAAGGUGUGAACAAAGGAGAGAUCCUCACCAACAAUGAUGGGACCUUCCAGAUGAGUGUUGACCUGGAAGUUUCAUCAAUCAAAUCUGAAGACUGGCACAGAUACAGAUGUGUGUUUCAGCUCUCUGGUGUGAACGAGGAAAUCGUCACCAAACUGGGUAAAGCAGCGAUCAGGACCAAUGAGGGUUCUUCAGUCUUCCCUGCUGGUGUUGUUAUCCGGAUUAUGGGAAUACUGCUCCUGCUGACACUCUGCUUCUCUGGAAUCUUCAUCUGGAGGAGAAAAUAUAAAGAGCUGUAUUGACAUGCAGCUUUAGAAAGAAUUGCUCAACCAUCUCAGCUUUGCAUGAAGACAGCCUCUCCCAGAAUUCACCUGCUUUCUGCAUACAUGCUAUGACUGCACAUUCACCUGAUGUAUAUAUUAUAUAUAAUGUUCUUCCUCUACCUUUCUGCUGCAACAAGAUGGAGAAACUGCAAAUAAUACAAAAAGUUAUUUGGUUUUAAUUUGAAAGUCAAAUUCAGUUUACAUAAAGUGUUUGCACUGUGAACC